Molecule: messenger RNA, 989 nt
Organism: Prosopis cineraria
Lineage: Eukaryota; Viridiplantae; Streptophyta; Magnoliopsida; Fabales; Fabaceae
Exons: 5
Coding region: 129-602 (157 amino acids)
Source: RefSeq, a predicted model, not a curated record
CUAGAUUACCCUCCCUUUCAAAUCCCGUCUCGCUCGCUCUAUUUCCCUGUCGCGGAAAAUAAGAAGAUAGGAUUUUCAGGUCGUCUCUAGAUUUCCUCUCCCUACGCAACCGUUGCGGGAAGCGGAACAUGGCCUUCGCCUCUUUUCUUGGCAGAGUCCUCUUCGCCUCCGUUUUCAUACUCUCUGCUUACCAAGAAUUCAAUGAAUAUGGGGUUGACGGGGGAGCUGCAUCGAAGGCACUUAGACCAAAGUUUGAUGCUUUUGCACAUCAGUUCCAUUCUCAUGUUGGCUUCCAACUUCCAGAAAUUGAUAUUAAAUAUUUAGUUGCUGGAGCUAUUGCACUCAAGGGGAUUGGGGGUCUGCUUUUUAUCUUUGGAAGUGCCUUUGGAGCUGUCCUUCUGCUUCUGCAUCAGAUGAUUGCGACUCCAAUACUGUAUGACUUCUACAAUUAUGACAACGAGGGCAAAGAAUUCAAUCAACUUUUCAUCAAAUUUACACAGAAUAUGGCUCUUUUUGGGGCUCUGUUGUUUUUCAUUGGAAUGAAAAACUCCAUUCCUAAAAGGCAGCCCAAGAAGAAGGUUCCCAAAACAAAAACCUAUUAGUGGCAUCAAUCGGGAGUUUCUCAGGUUACUUGCUGGUUCUUGCCAUUCCUUAACCCUCCAAGAUAUGGCCAGGGUUCGUCGUGUCUGGUUCAGAGCCAAUUUUCACUCUUCAAUUUUUUUUCUUUAAUUUAUGGUUUCUCUUUUGGGCAGAGAGGUUAGGAACUAUCUUUCAAUAGCUAGGCUAAGGCUUUGUCUGCCGAGAGAGAAAAAGUAAAGUCCAAAGCCUGUGCUUUUCAAACUUCGAGUGUCAUUCUUGAUUUUUGUUCUGUUCUGGCGAUCUUGGUAUUAGUUUCAGGCACAAGAACUCUUAGAAGUUGCUACUAUCUUGAAACCUAACUGGAUCUGUAGGUCAGCUUCUUUCUUUAUUUAUUUAUUUUUUUGGCGCUA